Chlamydomonas reinhardtii is the source of this 2880-nucleotide messenger RNA. RefSeq lists its product as uncharacterized. Bases 179 to 2092 code for a protein of 637 amino acids. Gene Ontology annotation, molecular function: NAD binding; malate dehydrogenase (decarboxylating) (NAD+) activity. The record is from RefSeq and is a predicted model, not a curated record. Gene Ontology annotation, cellular component: mitochondrion. NCBI's taxonomy places the organism in Eukaryota, Viridiplantae, Chlorophyta, Chlorophyceae, Chlamydomonadales, Chlamydomonadaceae. Gene Ontology annotation, biological process: pyruvate metabolic process; malate metabolic process. The transcript is spliced from 18 exons.
GUUACGACUACCUUUAGCUGCCAUUAUAGACCACUGGGGUGCCAGGGGGGACGAAUAAUUGGCGGUGUUGCUUUCCGUUGUCUUGACUCCGCACGUUCCAGUCGUGGAGUCGUGCCUCCAAACCCCUUGCCGCCGGACGUCCACUUGAAGACACACCUCAUAUACGGUCCAGCCAAAAAUGCUCCCAGCGCUGGCCGGCCGGCUGGGCCGGCUUCGCGCCCUGAAGACGAAUCGCAUGCAGGCGCUCGGGGGCGCAGAAUUCCACGUCAACUCCAGCGGCAACCCAACCAACUACGAGGAGGAGGACGAAGUCCCGCCCUACACCCCGGCGCUGCAGCACCCCGCCUACGUGGUCCGCAAGACGGGUGUCGACCUGCUGCAUGACCCUUGGUGCAAUAAAGGGAGUGCGUUCCCCAAGUCGGAGCGCGACCGGCUGGGGCUGCGCGGGCUGCUGCCGCCGCGCAGCCUAACCAUGGAGCUGCAGGCCGCCCGCUUCAUGGAGGACUACUACCAGCCCAAGGAGCUCAUCCCGCCCGAGGACGUCAAGCUGGGCGGAGUCACCAGCGCCAUGGCCAGAAGGUGGAAGCUGCUGCAGGAGCUGCAGGACCGCAACGAGACGCUAUUCUACCGGGUGCUGGUGGACAACUUCACAGAGAUGGCGCCCAUCAUCUACACGCCCACCGUGGGCUGGGUGUGCGUCAACUACCACAAACUGUACCGCCGGCCACGUGGCAUGUACUUCAGCGCGGCCGACCGGGGGGACAUGUUGGCGAUGGCCUACAACUGGCCGCAGCAAGACGUCCAGGCCAUCGUGGUGACUGACGGCAGCCGCAUUCUGGGUCUGGGCGACUUGGGAGUCAACGGACUGGGCAUUCCUAUCGGCAAGCUCGACCUCUACUGCGCCGCGGCAGGCUUCUCGCCCAGCAAGGUGCUCCCUGUGGUGAUCGACGUGGGCACCAACAACGAGGCGCUGCGCAACGACCCGCACUACGUGGGCCUCCGCAUCCCGCGCAUCACCGGCCCCGAGUACUUUGAAAUCAUCGACGAGUUCGUGUCAGCGGUGAUGGCGCGCUGGCCCAGUGCGGUGCUGCAGUUCGAGGACUUCUCCAUCAACCACGCCGUGCCGCUGCUUGAGCGGUACCGCAAACACCACCUCGUGUUCAACGAUGACAUCCAGGGCACGGCCGCCACCGCGCUGGCCGGCCUCUACGGCGCGCUGCGCGUGAUGGGGCUGCCCCCCGCGGCGCUGGGGCAGCAGCGCAUCGUGUGCGUGGGCGCCGGCUCGGCGGGCAUGGGUGUCGCCAGGAUGAUCGCGUCGGGCAUGCAGAAGCAGCAGAGCCUGACGGCGGAGCAGGCCGCCGACCGCUUCCACGUCAUUGACGCCCACGGCCUCAUCACGACCGCGCGCACCAACAUCGCCGACUUCGCCAAGCCCUUUGCGCGCGCCGACCCCACGCACGAGGGCGAGGACCUGCUGGCGGUGGUACGGCGUGUCAAACCCACCAUCCUGCUGGGGCUGGCGGGCGCGGGGCGGCUGUUCACGGAGGAGGUGCUGGCGGCCAUGAACAAGGGCUGCCCGCACCAGCGCCCCAUUAUCUUCCCAAUGAGCAACCCCACCAGCCGCAUGGAGUGCACGGCGGAGGACGCCAUGCGCAUCACCCAGGGCCGAGCCAUCUUCGCCAGCGGCAGCCCACAGCCGCCCGUGACGCUGGCCAGCGGGCGGGAGGUUGCGGUGUCGCAAUGCAACAACAUGUACAUCUUCCCGGGCAUUGCGCUGGGGGCGUACCUGGGCCAGACGCGCAUCAUCACCGACCGCAUGCUCAUGGCCGCGGCGGAGGAGCUGCCACGGCUCAUCCCAGAGGAGGAGCUGGAGCGGGGCCUUGUAUACCCCAAGCUGUCCAAGAUCCGGGACAUCUCCGUGUCCAUCGCCACAGCAGUGGCCAACGCCGCCGGGGACGAGGGCCGCCUGCGCGGCCGCAUGCGCGAGAAGUACGCACAGGGUGACGAGGCGCUGCGCGCCUUCAUCGCCAGCUCCAUGUUCUACCCCAACUACAGCGCACUGGUGCACCUGCCCAGCGGCAUUGGGGAGUAGGGAGCACAGGAGCGGGCAGGCGGGAUGGUUGGGUGCGGAAGCGAUGGGGCGGGCAUUGCUGCAGGUCUGCAGCCAGUGGCAGGUGUCGUUGUUAUGUGCAGCGGGCGAAAAGACGACGGGAGCAGGCGUUGGGCGUGAGUGGUAGGAGCGUGCGUGUCGUCGGGGAAGGCAGGUAGAUACCCGAGAGCGCCGUGUGUAGAAGAUUGUGUGUUUGGACGUGGACGUCAACGUGUGCAAGGCGUGCACCUACCCUGCGGGGUGAUAUGCGUGUUCAUUACACUGACUCGGGCUGGUAAGGCUGCUGGCUGCAAGUACUUGGCGGGGGAGGGCGCAUCGGAGAUCGCCAGUUCGACUUGCGAUGAGCAGGGUGGUGUCUGUGAGCGGGUGAGUGUGACCGGGGAGGGCGCCUGCAAUGAGUGACACGAGUGACCGCGUGGGGGGCUUAGCUACGUCAUGCCAGGUCAUGCGUUGCCGGAGCGUUUGUGUGUAUCGAUUGACUGAGCUAGGAGCUUAGAGGUCUCUCAAUUCCUCACUUGUCAAGUGGCACGCUCGGGUGUGCGUCCGAUGGCCCGAGGUGCCUGCACAUUCUCGUUUGGGAGGAGCACCUGUUAGGACACUGACACGCUGCUGAUGGGGAGUUGAAGAUAAAGAGAUGGCAAGGGCGGAGUGUGAAUGUGUGAUACGGCACCUUCCAGGUACUACCAGAACGUAUGCAAGGAUUUGGGCCAAAGCUUAAUGACAUUGCAUCGCUGUGUGACAACUGCUGAAUGUAAGCCGCUAUCGCCCUG